Messenger RNA from Erigeron canadensis, 2096 nucleotides. Its product is annotated as ruBisCO large subunit-binding protein subunit alpha. Gene Ontology annotation, molecular function: ATP-dependent protein folding chaperone; ATP binding. Lineage: Eukaryota; Viridiplantae; Streptophyta; Magnoliopsida; Asterales; Asteraceae. Gene Ontology annotation, biological process: protein refolding. The transcript has 8 exons. The record is from RefSeq and is a predicted model, not a curated record. Bases 92 to 1867 code for a protein of 591 amino acids.
ACAUUUUUCAUUUUAUUUUAUUUCAUAACCAAACAAAUAAACAAACAGACAAACAAACACGAAAUUCAUUUGACACACCAAAACCAAAGAAAUGGCUUCCUCUUCUGCUAAUGCAAUUUCCACCCCUUCCAUCAUAUACUCUCCUAAACAGGGGGGAGUGAGGAAUGCUAAUUACGGUGUUAAUCAAUUGCGAACCGGUCGACCGGUUCAGCAGUCAAACCGUCGGGGGCUGGCGGUUCGAGCCUCUGCUAAAGAGAUAGCGUUUGACCAGAGCUCAAGGUCAGCGAUGCAGGCCGGUAUUGAUAAACUUGCUGAUGCUGUUGGUCUUACCCUCGGCCCUAGAGGAAGGAACGUGGUCUUGGAUGAAUACGGUACCCCAAAGGUUGUUAAUGACGGGGUUACAAUUGCAAGAGCCAUUGAGCUACCCGAUGCCAUGGAAAAUGCUGGUGCUGCUCUUAUUAGAGAGGUUGCGAGCAAGACCAAUGACUCGGCUGGCGAUGGUACAACAACCGCAUCAGUCCUUGCACGGGAAAUCAUCAAACUUGGUCUUUUGAGUGUAACCUCUGGUGCUAAUCCGGUUUCAGUUAAGAAAGGUAUCGACAAGACCGUGCUAGCUCUGGUUGAGGAGCUUGAGAAGAGAGCCAGACCUGUUAAAGGUCGUGAUGACAUCAAAGCUAUUGCGUCAAUUUCUGCUGGGAAUGAUGAUGUCAUUGGAACCAUGAUUGCCGAUGCUAUUGAUAAGGUUGGACCAGAUGGUGUGUUGUCUAUUGAAUCAUCAUCCUCGUUUGAGACAACCAUUGAUGUUGAAGAAGGAAUGGAGAUUGAUAGAGGAUACAUCUCUCCUCAGUUUGUUACGAACUCUGAGAAACUAUUAGUUGAGUUCGAGAGUGCUAGAGUGUUGGUCACUGACCAAAAGAUAACUUCUAUCAAAGACAUAAUUCCCUUGUUGGAAAAGACCACUCAACUGAGAGCUCCUUUACUAAUUAUUGCGGAGGAUGUUAGUGGAGAGGCUCUGGCUACUCUUGUUGUGAACAAGCUGCGUGGUAUCAUCAACGUUGCCGCAAUUAAGGCACCUAGUUUUGGUGAGAGAAGAAAAGCCAUGCUUCAAGAUAUUGCUAUCAUGACAGGAGCCGAGUACCAAGCCAGUGACUUGGGAUUGCUCGUUGAGAACACAUCUGUGGAGCAGCUUGGUACAGCCAGGAAGAUCACAAUCACCAAGGACUCGACCACCAUUAUUGCAGAUGCUGCGUCAAAGGAUGAGAUACAAUCGAGAAUUGCUCAGAUAAAAAAGGAGUUGGCCGAGACAGAUUCUGUCUAUGACUCCGAAAAACUUGCCGAGCGUAUUGCAAAGUUGUCUGGUGGAAUUGCUGUGAUAAAGGUAGGGGCUGCAACCGAAACUGAAUUGGAGGAUCGUAAGCUUCGUAUCGAGGAUGCUAAAAACGCAACGUUUGCUGCCAUUGAGGAAGGAAUAGUACCUGGAGGUGGUGCUGCUUUUGUUCAUUUGUCAACAUUGGUUCCUGCCAUCAAGGACAAGCUUGAUGAUGCAGAUGAACGUUUAGGUGCCGACAUCAUCCAAAAGGCAUUGGUGGCACCAGCAUCCCUGAUAGCUCAGAAUGCUGGAAUUGAGGGCGAGGUGGUUGUUGAGAAGGUAAAGGAAAGUGAAUGGGAGAUGGGAUACAACGCAAUGACCGACAAGUAUGAGAAUUUGGUAGACGCAGGGGUGAUCGAUCCAGCAAAGGUGACAAGAUGUGCCCUCCAAAAUUCGGCUUCAGUUGCUGGAAUGGUUCUGACAACACAAGCUAUUGUGGUCGAGAAGGCCAAGCCCAAGGCAGCUGUUGCUGGUGCGCCUCAAGGUCUCACUGUAUGAUCAACAAGUUAAUUUGAGUGCAUUAUGAUUCUAGCUGAAACUGUGGCUUGUUCUCGUGGCAAUGUAGUAUAGGAAAUGUGAUUGGGGUCUUUUUUUUUACCGAUUUGAGGUCACUGUUACCUUAGCUAAAUGUUAUCUACCGGUUGAGGCAACUCGAUAUAUCUUUUGUCAUUGCAGCUAAUGCGCCAUUUACGAGCAUUAAAUUAUAUUGAUCUUGAUAGUUGGGUAA